Molecule: messenger RNA, 1476 nt
Organism: Eruca vesicaria subsp. sativa (arugula)
Lineage: Eukaryota; Viridiplantae; Streptophyta; Magnoliopsida; Brassicales; Brassicaceae
Source: the annotation of a GenBank genome assembly
CUCCAAUGGCGAUGGAAGCAAGAACACAUCUAUUGGAGGUGUUGCAGACCGAGAUUCUAGCGAGAUUACCGUUGAAAACCAUAUCCAGAUUCAAAUCAGUAUGCAAGCUAUGGAAAUCAACAAUCGAAUCUGCCUACUUCCGCCGUCUCUUUUUAUCUCUCCACCGAAACUCAUCGUGGUCCCUCAUGCACGGACCAGACGAACUCAUAGUUUUCCAUGGAUGCAAAACACGCGACAAUCUUCCAAAAUCUCCACCUCCACUCAUCCCACCGUCUUUCAAACGCUAUCACAUCGGUGAUUGCAUCUACAGGGAUUCCUCCGGUGGAUUGGUUUUGAUCACCGACGGCUCUGAUAAAGCGUACUGCUACGUAGGCAGUCCAGUUUUACAGCAAUGGAUCAAAAUCCCUCCACCUCCCUCUGAUCCUAAAGGUGAUUCCACCGUGUUUGGUUUAACGACUCGCUUGGACGAGGACGGUGUCGUUUUGAGCUUUAAAGUGGUUAGGAUAGCUUCUUACGGAGUAACUAAUGAUUAUCUCUCCAGCGUCUUGACUGUGUUAGUGUAUUCGUCCGAGUCAGGGGUUUGGAUUUCUAAAGUAAUUCACUCUCCUCAUCAAAUCGGUAACAUGUCUAAUAUCAACUUGAACGGUAUGAUCUACUUUGGUUGUCUCGGUGUGCCUGGAAUACUUUUAGCUCAUGAUUUCUAUUCCGAAUCCGAUCAAUUACGGGUUGUGCAAUUACCGGACUAUCCGGAUUACAACAAGGAUUACAAACGAACCUUGACUACAUCAGAAGGCUUUGUCACGUAUGUCAGAGCAUUAGCGAAAAAGGAAGAAACUGUUUUGAAGAUUUGGAGGUUUAACAAUGAUGACGAUGACACUUGGCAUCUUUUGUGGGAAGUUCGCUUCCCGAUGAUUAUCGGUGACUAUGUACCCAUGGCAAUGAAUCCAUUUGAUGUCACUACUGUCUAUCUAUGGAGUCAACGAGAUCAUCAUUUGGUAUCAUGUAACUUGCGGAAAGGAGACUACGGAGUCCUGGAGGAUGCAUCUAAUGAUUGUUUCAUUGACAGUUCUGUUUGUAAGAAGAGUGUGGAUGAGUUGUGGCGUCCAAGAUCACCAUCAGAUGGAGACGAACACUUGGACUUUGAAGUUUGUAUCUGGUUAAUCCAGUUUGUGAUCCCACGGUGGAUGGAAUCGGUGCCUCGUCCUCCCCAAGCUGAGGUGAUAGAUACGAGGUCUCUUCUUUCUCACGCUACCGCAACACAUGAGAGAAUGGUGAGGGAACAUGAGACAAUGAUGAGGGACAGAGAAAACUACCUGUUUUAAGUGUGAUGUCUUUUGGAUUUGUUAUUGUUUUAUAAUGUUUCGAACUAUACUUUCUUUGAUUUUUCUUUUCAGAAUUCUAUAGAACACUUUUAAUUAUUUUAAUCUACAAAAUAGAUUUGGACAAAGAUGUGUAGUCCCCACAAUAGUAUCUAUC